Physcomitrium patens is the source of this 1217-nucleotide messenger RNA. Its product is annotated as putative pyridoxal 5'-phosphate synthase subunit PDX2. The record is from RefSeq and is a predicted model, not a curated record. Gene Ontology annotation, biological process: pyridoxine metabolic process; pyridoxal 5'-phosphate biosynthetic process. Gene Ontology annotation, molecular function: glutaminase activity. Gene Ontology annotation, cellular component: glutaminase complex; cytosol. Lineage: Eukaryota; Viridiplantae; Streptophyta; Bryopsida; Funariales; Funariaceae.
GUGGGGGAUCCCAACAUGGGGACAAAGCCGCAACACCACCACCGCAUUCAGCUUCCCUUCCCUUCGCGGACUUUGCUCUCCCACCUCACUCACUCACUCACUCACUCACUCCCCACCUCCACUUCCAAUCUCACCUCCGCUCUCUCUCUGUGGAUACCAUCCUCCGCGGUGAGAAGAAGAAGCAGAAGCAGAAACAGAGGAGGAGGAAGAGGAAGAGGAGGAGGAGGGAGAUUCUCGGGUUCUGCAGCUAUGGCGGUGGGAGUGUUGGCUCUGCAGGGCUCCUUCAAUGAGCACAUCGCUUGUUUGCGGAAGCUGGGCGUGGACGCUGUGGAAAUUCGUAAGCCAGAGCAAUUGGCGGAAUUGUCGGGUCUUAUCAUUCCCGGAGGCGAGAGCACUACUAUGGCUAAGCUCGCGGAGAAGAACAAUUUGUUUCCAGCUCUGCGAAAAUUUGGAAGCUCCGGAAAACCAAUUUGGGGGACGUGCGCCGGGCUUAUCUUCUUGGCAGCUAAAGCCGUAGGUGUGAAGGAAGGAGGCCAAGAGCUUCUAGGAGGUCUUGAUUGCACUGUUCACCGCAACUUUUUUGGUAGCCAGAUAAACAGCUUUGAGAUGGAGCUCUCAGUUCCAUCUUUGGCCUCAGAUGGAGGUGCGCAGACUUGCCGUGCUGUGUUCAUUCGAGCCCCUGCAAUUAUCGACGUUGGCUCUUCAGUAGAAGUGUUGGCCGAGUGUCCCUUGGCACCCAAGCAAGCUGUUGAUUUGCCUGAGCAGGAGCAAAGACAAAGUUAUUGUGGCAGUGAAGCAGAACAACAUGCUAGCAACAGCGUUCCAUCCCGAGCUCACCUCCGACCUGCGAUGGCACCAAUACUUUCUGAAAAUGGUUAGUGAUGGAGACAAGGAGGCUCAAGCUCCAAAAACCGAGGCUGUGUUGGCCAAGAAGUCUGAAGCAUCGCAAGCUGUGCAUCAAGCUCGAGACAUGCCUAUCUUCAAAGAAACAAAUUUCCUUAGCCUUGAAUCAUACUAGAGCUGCUCCAUGGUGUUGAAAAUUGCUUAUCACCAUUUAUGUACAACAUUCAUUUAUUGGGAUCCAUUCAUGUAGCGCUUGAAUGCUUCAAUACACGAUCAUAUAAUCUCCACAGUCCAGAUCUUAACUGGUUCAAAGCUCCGUGUGAGUGAGUUCCGGAAUAUUGCGAGCAAUUUGGUGGUUAAUUCUAUUUUUGAAA